AUGGAUAAUAAAUCAAAAUCGAGUUAUAAGAGUGCUAAUAAACAGUAUUGUAUUGAAAAAGCUGCUCUAUUGAACAAACACAGUAAUAAUACAAAUAACGAGAUAGAACUCGAUAAAUUUAAUUAUUUUAAUCUAUCUGAUCUUCAAUCUACUAACGGAAAAUUAAACAUGGAGAAUACUUCUAAAAAUAAUUGUAAUAUCGACCCUACUAGAAUGAAACAUGAUUCAACGGAGAGUAUAUCUAAUAAAGAUAAUACAAUGAAAAUUUGUGUUGAUAACCUACGGCGAUUCGAACAUAUAGAGGAAAAAACAAGCAGAAGAAAGCGAAUACAGAAGGCAAUUUUGGUUUCUUGUAUGUUUAUCAUAUCAUUAAUGGUGUUUUCUAUAUUCAUAAUUUUUAUAAUUCAUCUAUUUUCCCCCAAUAUUACUGAAAGACUAAAUAUAUCACAGUUUAUUCCAGAGUCAGUAGACAAACUAAGCAAAAAAAUAGACGUUAUAAAGAGGGUAGGGAUUUCUUUAUUAAAUACAACAAACACAUCAGAAGUGACUACUAUGUCAUCUACUUCUGAUCUUCCAACAACCAGUUCUAUCAAAGAUAUAUCUACUAUACCUACUACAUUAAAUACAACAAACACAUCAGAAGUGACUACUAUGUCAUCUACUUCUGAUCUUCCAACAACUAGUUUUAUCAAUGGUAUAUCUACUGCAUUUACUGCAUUAAAUGCAACAUAUGCUAUAAAUGAUUAAUGCAAAAAGCGAAAUAUAACACAAAAUAGAUAAAGUAUACUUAACUGCUAGCCACUCAAUAUACUUAUAGAUGUCAGACAUAAUUACUUAGAAAUAUUCUCUACUGUAGUUAGUCUUCCCGC
Nematocida parisii ERTm1 is the source of this 869-nucleotide messenger RNA. RefSeq lists its product as uncharacterized. The coding region runs from base 1 to 747 and encodes 248 amino acids. The transcript has a single exon. The record is from RefSeq and is a predicted model, not a curated record. NCBI's taxonomy places the organism in Eukaryota, Fungi, Microsporidia.